Messenger RNA from Ceratotherium simum simum (southern white rhinoceros), 458 nucleotides. RefSeq names its product regulatory subunit of type II PKA R-subunit domain containing 1 (gene RIIAD1). The record is from RefSeq and is a predicted model, not a curated record. NCBI's taxonomy places the organism in Eukaryota, Metazoa, Chordata, Mammalia, Perissodactyla, Rhinocerotidae.
ACGACCGCGACAAGAUGGCGACGCUGCAGGGCGGGCUUCUGCGGUCCGACCCCGGGGCGCUGAGCCCCGCGCAGCUGGAGCAGCUGCGCAACUUCAAGAUUCAGACUCGGAUUGCUAACGAAAAGUACCUAAGGACUCACAAAGAAGUGGAGUUGCUCAUAAGUGGUUUCUUCAGAGAAAUGUUUUUGAAAAGACCAGACAACGUCCAAGAAUUUGCUGCAGACCAUUUCACAGAUCCAAGACUUCCCAACAAGAUUCACAUGCAGCUAAUUAAGGAGAAGAAAGCGGCUUAAUUAGCAAAAUCAUGAUGCUCAGCUGUUGAGAGAGACCAGAAAGAAUCCAGCCUUGGGGGUCAUCUGGAAGCAAGAGAGCCCUGCUGCCAUCACUGUGGGUUUCCAAGCUUCCUUGGGCUCUGUCUGUUGUUGCAAAGCUUUUAAAAAUACUCAUUAAAAACAGAC